Anolis carolinensis (green anole) is the source of this 1802-nucleotide messenger RNA. RefSeq names its product solute carrier family 46 member 1 (gene slc46a1). The record is from RefSeq and is a predicted model, not a curated record. Gene Ontology annotation, molecular function: transmembrane transporter activity. Gene Ontology annotation, cellular component: plasma membrane. Gene Ontology annotation, biological process: transmembrane transport. The transcript is spliced from 5 exons. Lineage: Eukaryota; Metazoa; Chordata; Lepidosauria; Squamata; Anolidae. The coding region runs from base 31 to 1509 and encodes 492 amino acids.
UGGGCCCCGCCUCCCUGCCUGCCCUUCGCCAUGGCGGAGCCUGUUCCAGCCCCGGGGGAGGAAGGCGCGGCGGAGUGUGCGGGGCGCGGGUGGUGGGGCGGGGGGCUGCGCUGGUCGGCCGAGCCCGUGCUGCUCCUCUGCACCCUGGCGCUGGGCCUGGAGGAGCCCCUCUGCACCCAGUACCUGUGGCACAGGCUCGGGGAGGGCGGCGGGGCCCAGAAUGGCACCCCACCGGCAGCAGAAGCCGGGGCGGGGUGCACCAACCAGAGCCAGGGCAGCGGGGGCGCCCAGGAACAGGAGCUGGAGGCCUUGGUGGCCCGCUGGAACCUCUACCUGAACCUCUCGGGCUUCCUGGUGGGCCUCUUUGCCGUGACCCUCCUGGGCCCCUGGAGUGACUCCGUGGGCCGCCGCUCGGCCCUGACCCUCCCGGCGCUGGGCAUGACCCUCGAGGCGGGCAUCUUCCUUGUCGUCAUGUACGGCCAGUGGCCGGUGGGCUACCUCCUGGUGGGCCGCAUCGUGGCUGGCCUCUCCGGCGACUACAACCUCGUCUUGGCCGCCAGCUUUGCCUAUGCCGCCGACAUCACCACUGCGUCAACACGGACGUUCAGAGUGGCCGUCUUGGAGGCUUGUUUGGGCUUGGCCGGGAUGGCGGCCAGUUUGGCUGGGGGCCCGUGGCUCCGGGCUCAAGGCUACGUGGCGCCCUUUUGGAUGGUCUUCGGCACCAGUUUGGCUGCCACAGCCUACGCCGCCUUCAUUCUCCACGAAUCCGUGGCCCAGCCCCAACCCGCCAAGCUCCUCACCACCCGCCAUUACAGGGCCGUUGCCCGCCUCUACGUGGGCCCUGCCCGGAAGAAGCUCGUCCUCUUCACCCUGGCCUUCUUCUUCGUGGUCACAGUUCACUUCGGCACCAGGGGCCUCUUGGUGCUCUUUGAACUCGGCUCCCCGCUCUGUUGGGGCCCAGAGAUGGUCGGCCUCGGCUCUGCUGCCUCCUACCUGACCUUCCUGAGCAGCUUGGCGGCACUGCGGCUGCUCCAGAAAUGGAUGCCGGAGGCCUGGGUGGCCGAACUGGGGCUCCUGUCUAAUGUCUCUGGGCUAGUGGUCCUCUCCAUGGCAAUGACAACAACGCUCAUGUUCACAGGUUACGGCCUCCUCUUCCUCUCCAUGACGGUCACUCCCAUCCUCCGGGCAAAGCUGUCUAGGCUGGUGGACGAGACGGAGCAAGGGGCGCUCUUCUCCGCCGUGGCCUGCGUGGAAGGUCUCUGCUCCUUGGGGGCUACGGGGGUCUUCACUGCCCUCUACCCAGCCACCCUCCCCUUCAUGAAAGGAUUCCCCUUCCUCUUCGGCGCCAUCCUCCUCCUCCUCCCGGCGGCCAUCAUUGGCUGGAUACAAAUCCAGGACUCCAAGCCCGAAUAUCGGCAUUUUACCGACGUGGCCGAACCCUCACCGGGACCCACUGACUCGGGGUCCACCGUAGCCGAAAAUGGAUCUGAAACGAGUUCGACAAGGUAGCCAAAUAUGGCCUAAUAAGUCUUCCUUAAGUUUAUCUGUGAACACUGAGGUCUAGAAGCUUGAUUUUUCUCCAGAAAAAUUGUUGCAAACGCAGUAAUAAAAUGCGGGUGCGACACCCUUUUUUUUUUUGCACACGCUGCUGCGAUAAUCUUAUCUCUUUGUCCCUGGUUUUAUGACUCCGUGAGGCCUCCAGCCUUGAAGAUGGGCCCGAAUCCCUCCGUUUCCUCUUCCCCCCUUUUGUUCCUUAUCUGCCUUUGCCAAGAGAUCAAGGAUCAUAAAGAGGUUUGAUUCAC